Messenger RNA from Lethenteron reissneri (Far Eastern brook lamprey), 9691 nucleotides. Its product is annotated as ubiquitin carboxyl-terminal hydrolase 2-like. The record is from RefSeq and is a predicted model, not a curated record. NCBI's taxonomy places the organism in Eukaryota, Metazoa, Chordata, Hyperoartia, Petromyzontiformes, Petromyzontidae. Gene Ontology annotation, biological process: protein deubiquitination. Gene Ontology annotation, molecular function: cysteine-type deubiquitinase activity.
GGACGCCGAGCUCACGUGGUGCGGCUGACGUCACCGGCGGUGAGAGGAGAGGGAGAGCGCGGCCCGCUGCUCGUCGUCUCCCCGCCUCGUCCCGCUGCGGCGUCAUGGCUCCUCGAGCCGUCACGCCGACCCCGGUCCACGCGAGACGCUGAGUCGCCCCGGGCGGAUUGGCGAGAGCGCGAGUACCUGGCAGAGGCGCUGGUGCAUUGAGCGGGCUCCUACUGCGCUGGGCCAGCCGCUCUGUGCCGUGGCGUUUACCGCCCGCCGCCGGUAUGGCAUGGCAUAGCUCUUCGCACACGCGGUCCUACCUCACCGAGCCGGUAUGCAACGGGCGACGGUCGUACGGGCUUCCCCUGGUGACGACGCACACCUACUCUAGUGACUACCGCUAUUCAACUGGCAGCGGCGCCGACUACGGCGGCGUCGGUGGAGGCAGCGGCUCGCGCCUGCGCUCAAACUCGGGCGUGGAGGAACGCGUGGGGAGAAGCAGCUCACGCUUCCUCGACUCGCACCUCCACGACCUGAGCCGGCGCAGCGAGAGCCUCAGCCGCCUGCCGUUCCGAUCUCCGGGCUACGGUGGAAUCGGUGGCGGUAGCAGCGGCAUCGGCAGUGGCUACUACUCCCCGUCUGGGCUCAACGGGGGCUACAGCGGCGGUAGCAGUGGCGCGUACUCGACUUCGUACGGCGCGGGCGGUGCGUGCGGCUCCUACUCGUCGUUCAAGAGCUCGGCCGGACUCUCCUCCGCGUACGGCAGCAGCAGCCUCGGCAGCGGCCUCGGCAGCAGCAGCAGCAACGCAUUCUCGUCGACGCAGGCGCUUGCACGGCGCCGCUCCACCAGCCAGACGGAGCUGCACUUGAGCCGAGACCUGGGAGGGCUGUCGGUGGUGGGGGCUCGCCGGGCAGGUGCGGACGUGACGCGGCACGGCACCUCCAGCCACGACGACGAGAGCGGUGGCCUCAAGGGCUCGGCCAUCGGAUCCUCAUCCUACUUGGGCGGAACUGGUACCAGCAGCGGACGCUACACCGGAAACACGGCGCACUCGCCGCCCGAGAGGGAGAGUGCGGCCACCAAGACAGUGAAGGGCCUGGUCGGACUGCGGAACUUAGGAAACACGUGCUUCCUCAACUCUGUGAUCCAGUGCCUGAGCAACAGUAAUGAUCUGCGGGACUACUGCCUCAAGGGGGACUUCAAACAAGAGCUCAACAUGGGCAGCAGGAUGAAGGGCGCUCUCAUGGAGGAGUUUGCCCGGCUGCUGCAGGCGCUCUGGAGCAGCACGGGCUCAGAGACGGUCAGUCCCCAAGCCUUCAAAACGCAGAUUCAGAAGUACGCGCCCCGCUUCAUGGGCUACAACCAGCAGGAUGCACAGGAGUUCCUGCGCUUCCUGCUCGAUGGGCUGCACGGGGAGGUGAACCGCGUGCUAAGCCGACCCCGCCAGCCCAUCAGCGAUGACCUUGACUCAUACAGUGAUGAUGAGAAGGCAAAGAGGAUGUGGAAAAGGUACCUAGAGAAAGAGAACAGCAAGAUUGUAGACUUGUUCGUGGGACAGCUAAAGAGCUCGCUCAAGUGCAGCACUUGCGACUUCUGCUCGACGACUUUUGACCCCUUUUGGGACCUCUCGCUACCCAUCUCGCAGAAGUCAUACGAUUGCUCCCUCGUCGACUGCAUACGGCUCUUCACCAAGGAGGAGGUCCUGGAUGGAGACGAAAGACCGACAUGCUCGCGUUGCAAGGCGCGGAGGAAAUGCACUAAGAAGUUCACAAUCCAGAAGUUUCCCAAAAUCCUCGUCCUACACCUGAAGCGUUUCUCCGAGUCAUCCCGCCGCUACCAGACCAGCAAGCUGUCAACCUUCGUGGACUUCCCCCUACGAGACCUCGACCUGGGCAACUUUGCUGCUGACAAGAAUGUGUCUGCUGUGUACAACUUGUACGCCGUGGCCAACCACUCGGGCACCACCAUGGGCGGGCACUACAUCGCGUACGGGCGGCCGCCGGGCAGCUCUGAGUGGCACUGCUACAAUGACUCGCGGGUGACCCCUCUGUCCAUAGGUCAGGUGCGCUCGAGUGAGGCAUACGUGCUCUUCUACGAACUCUCCACGUCGCGCUUCUGAAACCUCCUACCAUGGACGCAGCUACCCGCCACGCCUAGUACUACCUGCCACGAACACAGCUAACCACCACGGACACCACUCCCCACCAUGGACACCGCAACGCGCCAUGGCCACAACUAACUUACUCGGACAACGCUACCUGCGAUGGACACUGCUACCAACCGUGGACAUGGCUAAUUACCACAGACAGCACUACUUGCCAAGAGCAGCGCUACCCACCAUGGGCAGCGCUACCCACCAUGGGCACAAUGCCAUAGACGCAGCUGCUAGUACUGACAGCCACGGACACAGCUACCUGCCACGGACUUCACCACCUUCCCUUCCCUGAUCUCCCACUCGGCAAAUGCUACCCUCGGCCAUGCUCCGGGGAGAUGUGUCCACCCCUCCCCAAGGCCGGGAUAAAUGGUGGGCCGUCCUUGUGGCCUUAUCACACGGGGAGAGCGUGCCACGCUCCGUUGCGUCUAAAUGAUGGCAGGAACUGAGCUUUUGCACUGCUUCCACAGCAACGUUUGUGACUUAAAGGCUUCAAAUAAGCAGCACGAAAGAAAACGCAUCUCUUAACCACACGAAAUGGUGCAAUCCUGUAAUUUACCCUCAGUAAGAUUAUUAAAACCAACAGAACAAAGGAGGUGAAUGUAGUUUGGCAGGGAGGUUUCGUCCGGUCUCUUUCCCAGCACUGACAGACAGUUCUGAAAGGUCCGUGGGUAUUAAACUGUGAUCAUGGAGUGCACUGAGCUGCUACAGACUCGCACUUCCAGCAGCGUUGGAACUGAAGGUUGACUAAACAGUGUUUAAUUUUACGGACAUGCUAGUGAAGCACGAAUGGAGCAUGGAACUGCACUAAAGGGUAGAAAAGCAGAGUGAGUGAGUGGCUGUCCGAAAGACACCGAAAGGGCUUGGAAGCUCAGGCGUUGGCAGGGAAGGAUACGACACCUGUGGCUGUCGUCGCUUCAAUCCAAGAGUCGCAUUUCACUUCCACAUUGCGUGUACCACUCACUUCCCUGGCUCCUAGCUUGGCAUCGCACCAUUUCUCAACAGCAAAAUGCAGUCCACAUGGAUUCUGGUUAACAGGGCUAGGCAGCGCCUCAUUUGGAAAUGUCUGUCACAAAUCCCCAGAGUCAUCCUGGGCUUGGGGAGGUGGGUUGUUCCUCAGGUGCGGAGCGACUUUCCCUGCACUCGUUGCCUUGUUUCGCCACUCGCUGGGAGUGAAACAUUGCCGCUCUGACAGAAAUUUCUGCAUUCAACUUAGCCCCGUGGGUCCCUCUCUCCCAUACAGGCAAUACGAUACAAUAGAUUACGGAUGUAUUUAAGUUCUGAAUGUAACUACAUCUGAAGACAUCACCACCUUGUGUUGAAGACCGUUCUUUAACAUAAGGUGGUGCUUUGCUCAUGGAGAGUUAUGGAUAUAAAUGUGUAGGUCUCGUAACUUGGCACCAAUAGCACAACAGGAAUGAAAUUUGGAGAAUGCACAUAUUUAUGUUGUUCCCAUUCCCCUGUCCCCUGGGCUCUGGAUACCUUUGUGAUUGGCAGCAGUCAUGUUUCUCAGAGCGGUAGUGUCUUACUGCAGGAUGUAACUGGCAGUAUUGCGCACUGCGCUUCGCAAUGAGUAUUGUAGAUAAGAGUGUGGUGCGUGUGUGCGCUCUAACUCGAAUGCACUUGCCCUCUUGCCGUUAUAUCCGCUAUAUAAUGUAAUUAUUUAAUAUAGUGUGGACAUUGGGGCUGCUGAGUGGGUAGUGUGGUGUUGAGAGGCAUUGAGUCUGCAGGUUUUCCAUGUGGGCACAGAUGGUCAGCUUUGGAUACCAUAUCUUUAUAGGCUUCUCUUUUCGAUUGCUACAUGACAAACAAACACCUGCAUAGUAAGACAUGUAAGAAGGAGCGCCAACACCUACAUAGUGUGCAUAAAAGGCAAAUGAGGGAACAUCAGAAGCACUUAUGUCACGUCAUCUUCCAGAGGUUUUGUGCUAACAUGGUGGUGUACUGUUCACUGUGAAUUCUAAAUAGUAAUUGCUUCAUGAUCUCUUGGCAAGAUACCGAUAGCGCAAUCGCUCUGUACUACGGAACAAGCAGACGUAUCGUUACCGUGAGCUCAUUACAGAGAUCACGAGGCCCAGUGCAUACUACCAAUGCAAUUGGCAGACAGGUCUGCAAUUCAGAGACAAUUAUUUAGCAGACAAUAUGCCUACUUCUCAUAUCUGUCCCUCUACAUAAUGUAAGUAUUGUUUACACAUCACAUGGCCUGCAAGCAGUGCAUAAUUUUAUCGGCAUUGGUUCAAUACACUAAAACUGGACAGGUUUCGCCAUUCAAACUCAUCAGACAUCAUUUUUAUGGAUUGUUUUGUUUUCAAAGUUGUCUGUCGAACUCUAUGCACCGAUGGUUACCAUACAGUACUCUCCAGCAGUAAGUAAAUAAGGGCCAGUCUGUGGUAGGCCCAGAAUUGCAUGGGCUGAGUGGUGAAAGAGUCUAGCCAGCCCAGGCCGGGUGCUGCUGUAUGAAGUUUAUUGAGAAUGUCCUCUUCAUUCAUACUAACUCUCACAGGCACUGGCUUCAUGAAAAACUGUUAUUAUUUUAGUUCCCUUACAUAAUUUGGUAAUGUAUUUUUUUAACUAUUCUACAACACAAUGGUGUAGUUGGACUGAGCCUAAUGUGCCCUUUAGAGUAUAAAUGAAAUGUUAAAUGAUUGUAAACACUUGGUGGUAAUUUAAUUUCACGACUAACUAGCAACCCAGCUGUUCUUUGAAUGUGACCGUCAAUCUCUCUCAGCCAGCAAAACUUCUAUUUGUAUAUAGAGCCCUGUGCUACUCCCUUUUUCUUGCCGUCUCAGAACUGUACAUCAACAUUUAUCUCGAUGUUUCGCUUUGUUAUUGCUAAUUCUUCCCUCCACUGUAUCUCACCCACUUCCCCCCCCCCAUCCCUCUUCCUGUUUCUCACCCUCACUCUCCUUAUCCCUACCUCUGACCUUUCCCAUCUCAAUCUCUCUUUCCUCUUCUUAAUCAUCUCUCCCACUGCUUUUCAUGUUCCCUUCUUGCCGUCCUCUUUCCUCGCCGCUUCAUCCCCUUCCACUCUCUGCGCCUCUCUGUCUCUUACUUCUCCAUCUCCCCACCCUAUACCUCUAUCUCCUGCCUCACCUCCUCCCUUUGCUCUAGUUUGAGUAUGAUCGAGUAUGAUGAUGAUGAUGAUAUGACAACACGAUAGAGUAUCCCGCACAUUUGUUUGGAAUACACAUCCGGAAUGGAUGGUGGGGGGGGUGACGACGGCGCGACGCACGAACCGGCUCAGUGCUGUGGGACGCGGGUGAUGUACCGUGCACUUGGGAGUGUAGCACCACAGCCAGACAGGAACCCACCCAGGUCAUCCAGCCAGAACACUUUUCUACUGUAGUAACAAACUGUAUAGGAAGCAGAGACUCGAUGGUUUUGAAGAAAACAGAAAUGGUGCAUUUUAUUAAUGCAGUUAAUACUUGUUAUGGUUAAGCACCAUAAAGUAAAACAAUGCACUUUUGAUUAGAACAAAAUGUACGUUAAUCGUAUUCAAGUCUCACGUUUUGCAGAGACACACGUAAAAUGAAUCAGUGUGAAAACUUCACGCUAUCAGAUUAUAAACAGCUACUCCCAUCCUGUGGGGCCACAAGGUGUCAGGCAGGGGAGCAAGUCAGCUGCUAAACCAGUGUUAUCCUCUUGUCUGCGUGGGCUUUCUCUGGAUUCCCCCCGCACACAAAAUUAUUCAACAAAAAAGCCACUAAACGUCAAAAGCAGGAGUUUCCUGAAAAAGACAUGAAGCGAGUGAGGAUUUGGUGGGUAGAGAUACGGGGGCAUUUAAUAUUGUUAUCAAUUCCGUGGCAUGUCCCACGUCUGCUAGGCAAAACAAAAGACGGUUCAUGUUCAUUUAUUGGGUAUAGCCCUGUGAGCCAUUCGGCUCUGGAAUCGGGUGCAACCGCAACAAACAAAAACAUGAACAAGAAACAUCUUAAAGUAAAUAUGGUGGUCGCAGACGAGCACUGGAAGGAGGGCACCAGGUUGUUUCACCCGAAGCUCGUGUUUGCAAUUCUGCCUUACUAUGAGCAAUUCUAUAGCACAACCCAAUGUUGAUUUUUCACAAAGAAGUACUAUUUUUUUAAACAGUGGACGCAUGAUGAGCCAAGUUGACCUCUGACAGUACAUUUCGAUGAAUGCACUGUGAGCACGGACACUUAAAAAGGUUGACGUGUGGUUCAUGGUAGCAUGAUGGUCAGCGGGAUUGGGGGGCCACACUCGGUGGUUGUCUAGUUGGUUAGCUGACAAGAUAGUGCUCGUGGCUCGCUGGCUACUUGACUUGGUUGGGUUACUAGGAAAGCCAGUACUCGUGGCUGGUUGGCUCGUUGGUUUGGGUCGGGAGUAAAGUUGGCAUUUGGUUUUCUAGUGCGCUUCACCCACACACUAUUUGCUUCUAUUUCACAUCACAAUGCAUGUCUUUUUAGUCGUGUCUGUCUAGGUCUUUACAGUUUUACCCAGGCAGAAUGGGGAAACAAAAUUACGUUAAUAAUAUUAACACCUGUCUGUGUCAGGCAGUUGUAGAAACAAACCCCGACAUGGUAAAAUGAAAAAACUGCGUUAUUUCAUUCACAUAUUCCAAAGCCUUGAAAAUAAUAAUAUAAUUUUACCAACAUUUCAGUUGUGUCUUGAGGUAUCUGUAAGUCCCGACACCAUAACUUAGUUGUUGCACUCUGCAGAAUUAUUAAUGGGUUUGAACAAAUGUGUUUUAAUUAUUGUUUUUAAUAAUACCACUUUUAUUGCUGUGUGAUAAUUCAAUGUUGUGCUUUUUAAAUUUUGCUUUUGGUGCAUCCAUUGAGACACCAAGGCAUCCAAUCACCAGUAGCCCCCCACCCCAAGCUCUGGCAAGCACUAGAUAUUUGAAAAGGAAAUCUUACCUCUGAAGUACAGUAUUGUGUUAUAUGGAAAAUGGAUGUACUUUAGCUUGGGAUACUGUAUCUGUAAAAGAUGGCAGUGCAGCCAAUAUGGCCUUGACCCUAUCCCAAACCCAUCGCCGCCUCCUCCCACUUGCUGUGUACCCCGCUUCUGUCGCGAGUGUUUUGGUUUGAUGCUCUUUCCCCCAGUUAUUUCUCAUCAUUGCUUUGUUCAUCUGUGAUGGCAGGUAUGAACAAAUAGGCAACGGGCAGGCAAUUUGGCAUGCACAGAGGGCAUCUAAUUCCACAAUUCUUUAUGGUGGCGGUAAGUAAAGUACUAUGCUUCCCCAAAUUAAUACAGUAUAAUUCGUCAUCCCAAUUGGUUGUAACUUGUUGGUGGCUCUGGGGUAGAGCAAGCAGCUCACAAAAAUAAAGUUGCAAAUUUAAUGUCUGGUUAGGGGUUGCGGAGCGCAUCAUGCCUGCGGCGUUGAUAAAAGUAUUACUCUUUGGAAAAAAUCAACCGUUUUGAUUUGCCCCUGCCAUAAGAAUCUGGAUUCCCCACCGCUUGCUCAGGGCUGUGAAUCGUAGAGGAGCACAAAUGCCUCUGCUCAUUUCAGCAUCAGGAAGCACCGACCACACAUGUCCCAUGGUUGCUUGUCACCUCCGCCCUCCUCUCCCCCUUCCUUUAACGCUGCAAUUGUUCACCCGCACCACAUGUGUGAACGUGAGAUGGAUGUGUGCAAUCGUUCUUUAGAGCAGCUUUGUGGUGAUGGUGUGGUCCAGUUUUCCACCACCACAGGCAUGGGGAUUUUCUUGAUUUGUCCACGUCGGUACAUGCACACUCGGUUAUGAAAACGUGUAACUCGUGAAUGUACGGCGUCGUGAACAGUAAAACCAGUGGCCGGCUGAACAAAUCACUUAAGUGGAGCUACCCUCGAGUUGUGUAGAGUAGUGCAAGUUAAAGGUAAACAUCAAUAACUUGUGUUUUAUGCAGUCAGCCGCUGAAAUGAAAAGUGAUCAAAGUGAAACAUUAUUUGGCAAGGAUGUGAAGGGGGUAGGGUGCAGAGGACACUAGGUCUUCCCCCAAUUCUAACAAACCAGCCCCCAGGACAAACCCUGACCUAAAACCCAAGGUCGGCUCUGCUGCUUCACCUGGCCCAUUCAGACCUUUGUUCACUUUUCAUUAUCAUUGUUCAGAAUGCUCCAUCUGUAAGGCACCGUCACCCAGCUGUACACUUAGGUUGCCAGUGUUUGCUUCAGUUGGUAUCUCAUCAAGAGUAAGUAUGUACGUUGAACUUCUUUCGCACCAUACGUAGCCAACCGUGCUAAUCGGAGGUGUGAGGGAAGGUCAACAAACUAAACACAAAGCAGUUCUAAAUAAAAUAAAAUUAGAUUUAAAAGUGUAUAGCCAGUGGCUUCCUAAUAUCAGAAGGAAGAGCGAUCCAGACGGCUGCAGAAGCACAUUUGAAAGCCCACGAUGCAGUGACCAUCUUUGUUCGAUGGUGAGCCAAAAGCCACUGCGUGGAUGACCAGAGUUUGUGUGAUGGUUUGUGCUCCUAGACGAUAUCAGCAAGGUAUUGUAUUGUAAUAUUGAUACGCAGAGGCUGUCAUUUAUUGGAGUCUGCUGGUCUUGGACAAUGUCCUGUUGGAUAAAACUCAAGUACCGUCGUCUCCCUUUACAUAUAUGGUUUUCAAUGAAAAAAUAUUGCAAAAGUUUGCUCAUAUUUUAUGCUUUAAUUCCAAGUAACUGGAAGUAAAGGUGAACACAGGGACGACCCGAUUUUAAGAAGCAACCACCCAACAGAGGCACUUGUUUCCCCAUUUAGACUUUGUCCCGGGCAUAUUUCACACGUUUACAUCUUUGUUCCAGUUGAUGUCUCUCCAUUGCAGAAUUAACAACAUAAUCAAGGAACUGUUAACAGUGGUGCACGAGCAAUUUUUUUCUUUUACAAAUCUGUCGUUACCACUGCCUCAACUCUGAAGGGCCUUGGCCCAAACAUUAGAACAUUAUUCUUUUGUUUUACAAAGCCAAAUAAUAAUUUUGUGAUUGGGAAUGAGGUCACUAAGGGGUUUAUGGAGCGCCUAACCUUAAUUUCACAGCUCUCAUUAAGGAAGUUUAAAACUCAUAGUUUUUUUUUUCAACAAGCUGUUUCUGUUCAAGAUAGUUCUUAACGUUGCAUGGAGUGAGCCUUUUUUAUGUGUGCACCACUGCAAACUACGUGCUGUAUUUUAUUUCAUUCCCGUGUCGAACGGCUCUGGGGGGACACUCGUUCAUGCAUCUGCAAGAGCUCAGGUUUGGAUUGCAUCUUCCUCUACGUAGCAGCAGCAGCAGUCAUGAAGCACGGCUUACGGGGCUUAUGGCUCUCCCAUCAUAACUCAAAGCCUUUGCUUCAGGAUAUUGAAAUUGUCGAGAGGUCAAAGCUCUUAUCUGAGCAGGCCAAAGCCAUUCGUGAAGAUUGUGCAUCACCCAUGGACUCAUGGCUGUACCACAGUUUUAGAAGCAGCCGUGAGAUCAACGUCUGCCUGUGUCAAGACUUAACCGUGACUUGGUUUAAACAUGAAUAUACAUCAUCAUACCAUUCUGGGGAGUGUGUGGGAAGAGAGCUAAUAUAAUGUAUAUGCGCUUGGUUUUCAAAAUACGAUGUUUUAAAAGAUAUGCAGGAUUUGCAAGUAUAUUUAAAAUAAAUAAAUUAUAGACAUUUA